GUUGCAAUACAAAGAUUAGCUACUCGACGUAUUGUUUCGCAGAUGUGGGGAGCACACUCCCAUCUGCGGCGAAAGGGCGGCGGUGGUUUGAAGCCGAGAAAGAAAGAGAUGAGGAGGAAUAUGUCGGUGUGAAGACGUUUUCUUUGUGUCCACGACAGCGGAGCUCGUGUCGCCUGGCGUGUCUCAUCAGCCACCUACUAGCCUACUUCCCACCUUUACCACCACUGUAGAGGUAGCCAUGGCAACCAGCGCUGUGCCAAGUGACAACCUGCCAACAUACAAGCUGGUGGUGGUGGGGGAUGGUGGUGUUGGGAAGAGCGCCCUCACCAUCCAAUUCUUCCAGAAGAUCUUUGUGCCAGACUAUGAUCCCACGAUAGAGGACUCGUAUCUGAAACACACAGAGAUAGAUGGGCAGUGGGCAAUACUGGAUGUGCUGGACACAGCCGGCCAGGAGGAGUUCAGUGCGAUGAGAGAGCAGUACAUGAGGACAGGAGACGGCUUCCUCAUCGUCUUCUCUGUGACAGACAAGGCCAGCUUUGAACAUGUCGACCGAUUCCACCAACUCAUACUACGGGUCAAAGACAGGGAGGCCUUUCCCAUGGUGUUGGUGGCAAACAAAGUGGAUCUGGUCCAUCUGAGAAAGGUCACCACUGACCAGGGCCAAGAGAUGGCUGCAAAACAUAGUAUAACUUAUAUCGAAACCAGUGCUAAGGAUCCUCCAAUGAAUGUCGACAAAGCUUUUCAUGAGCUGGUCCGUGUUAUAAGACAACAGGUCCCAGAGCGAAACCAGAAGAAGAAAAAGAAGAUGAAGUGGAGAGCAGAACGUUCCACAGGUUCCCACAGGUUCCAUUGUGCCAUAUUGUGACCUCCCUCGUUCCUCUUUAUCAUUCUUAACAUACACACACCCACACGCACAGCCACAUACCUUUGGAUGUCAGGGAACUCCCCAGCAGUGGUUAGCAACUGGAGCACAAAAGGGAGGGGAGGGGGGGCGGGGGGCGUCGCUGAACGGCUGUAUGGAUCCAGAGGGACACAAGGACACGUGAAUCUGUAAUGUUGGACUGAUGUCCCCUCAGCCCUUCACAACGCCUUGGAAUGAGUGCUAUGUCCUCUUCUCCUCAAUUUGUGGUCCCCAUUCGAAGAUCUCUUGAUCCCUCCCACCUGUAUUCAACACAGAAUUACAGUGUCACUGAACUGUUUUCUCAAUCAAGUGUAAUUGUGUAAUGUAACUAUCAAACUUGGCACAAGAUGAACACUCUGAGGAAAAUGAGACAGAUAUCAGAAUCACGAAUGGCGCCUCAUAUUUUACAGACCUCCAACAACCUGCUAGUCAUCACCUUUCUGUCCUCACACUCCUACAGUUUCUUUGAGGAAAGCAACUGUGUGAUCUCUAGAUAGGUUUGUCUGUGUUCUCUCUUUGUAGAGUGGACAUCAUAAGGGCAUAGUGAAUGAAUAUGAGAGUGGUGACAGUAUUUUUUUUUUUUUCCAUAGUGAAAAUAGAUGUUGUGUGGUGUUGUGGUUGAGUGAGCUGCCGGUUCUGUGAGUAUAACAUGUACCUUGUGGUCAUGUGAUGCUCUGGCUGUGGGAUGUCAGUUCAGAGAGGAUGGAAGGACGUGUUGUAGCAAGUGAAAGAAAUGUGACGUGAUGCUGAGAAAAUGUGUCAUAUCGAUUGACAGGUGAAUGCUAUGGCCAUAUCAGCUUGUUGAAUUAGUGUUUAAAUAUUAUAAUUGUAAAGGAGAGCGAGAUUGGUCGGUGUAUGUGGUCACACUUUAAUGUAAACAUAACAGGGUUUUUAUCAACACUGAGGUGUCAGCAGCCAUGUUUACAGACACUUAAAGAGGAUUAUUUUCCCAUGAAUACAGAAAAACAGACAUGAGAGCCACUUUACAAAAUAAUUAUGUUUGGUUUAGGUUGCCUCUUCAGUCAUUUUCAAUGGCAUGAUGUGUGCAGUCUUCAUCAGUACUGUACUGAAAAAUAGCCCUAAUAUAUAUAUGUACUGUAUAUAUUUUUCUUCCUUUUUAGUCUUAACAGAAUCUUCAACACAAAUUACUUUCCAUGUUUUUUGUAUCUAAAAAUAGAGAAAAUUACAAUUAUAUUUGUGAUAUAAAUAAAUCUAAUUAUAGGUGGCAAUGUAAACACAUUCAAUGCUGUUUCACAAAGGAAAUUCUUAAUGAGAUAGAAUAGAUAAGGUAUAAUGAGAGCUUCAUGUUUCAGAGCUGAAACAGGCUGGAGAAGCUGAUUUGCACUGGCCACUAACCAAAAUAAUGUGAUGUCACUUUAUUUCAAUCUAGGGGCUUUUCAGACUGCACCACUGAAUUCAGGACUAUGUGGUAAGAUGAAGCACGCUCAGUAAAGGACGAUACUCCUUCAGAUUGGGGAUAUAUAUACUGUAGCCCUGGGAAUACAUCAGAGUGAGAAAGCCUUCCUGACCACCAGGCAGAUAAAGCCAUGUUAACCCAGCUACAGACUAUGUUUAGUUGUAGGAAAACCACACACUCGAAGCAACAAAACAUUCAGUAUAUUCAUGUUUGUAGUCGCGAGGUGGAUAGGAAUGUACAAUUUAAAAACCUAUAAAAUGGCUUGUACUGUUAACGCACUAAAGUUUCGGUGGACAACUUUUUUUGUCUGGAUGAAUACCGUCUCUUGAAGGAAUACAUUUUUGCACUUUUAAUACAAUUUCUGACUUUCCUAUUGGCAUGUUGUUUUCUGUUCAAAUCUGUAAGUGAAACGAAAGGCACGGUCAGAGUGAUUUGAAUGUAAAAUCAAACAACAAAACAAGCAAAUAGGCGAUUAACGUUGUAGCCCUGUGUGCCUGUGUAUGCCUGUUGCCUUGGCGAUGAUUGUAACAGAGAUUAAAGAAGUUUUAAUUGAAACAUGUGAAAGGUAUUGAAAGAAAAGUUCCAUAUUACUCUGUUUUGAAUUAAGAGGGUUGAGUGUGAAAAAAUCUCAUAUAGUGAAUGGCAUACAACUGCACCUCAACAUGAAAGUGGAAAAUCAACCUCAGCAAACGAUGGAAUACAGUAUUAAUCUGCAUCUACUGUUAAAGGGACUUCACCAAGAGUUUCCGAGCAGGACCGAAAACAUUGAAUUCUGAUCAUAGAGCAAUGAAGCAACAGACUCUGGAUUGUGGGUAGAGAAAAAACAACAACAAACAAACAAAAAAAAAACAAAACAGAAUGUGUUUGAUGAAAAUGUUGCAUCAUGUAUGUUUGAUACCAUUUUGUAUUAUUGAUAUGAAUUAUUGAUAUAAUUCUUGCAAAGUGUUUUUUAAACAACUGAAUAAUUUAUUACUGUCUGUUACCUCAGCGUGUCCCAGACCUGGACAAAAAAAAAAAAAAAAAAAAAAAAAAAAAAAAAGCUAAACUCCCCUGUAUUUUCCUUUCUUUCUGUCUUUUCUUUUUUUCUUUGGGACUCUCACCUCAUAUGAAGAGACUUAUAAUGUUUUUUGGACCAAGAUGAAGAAACUGAAUUUGGUCCUGAGCUACAAAAAAAAAAAAAAAAAAAAAAAAAGCUCAUAUGGAAGGCCUCACAGUAACAGGAGGGUCAAAAUAAGAAAAGUUUGUCAUCCCUCUUGUAAUUUUCAAUAUGUUUAAUUCUUUAAUGUGAAAUUCUAUAAAGUAAUACUUCAGCAUGUUGGGAAAUACAUGUAAUCGCUGUCUUGCCAAGAGUUGGAUGAGAAUAUUGAUAUCACCGUUUUAUCUACACUAAAUAUGAAGCUACACCUAGCAGCCGGUUAGCUUAGCCUAGCAUAAAGAGUGGAAAUAGAUGGAAACAGCUAGCCUUGCUCUGCGAAAUGUAACAAAAUCAGCCAACCAGCACCUCUAAAGCUCAUCAGUUAGCAUGUUAAAUGUCAGUUUUAUUCACACAAGUUUCGGUCUUACCUCGGUUUAUGCCCUGGAUAAUUUCUUACCUUUGAACAGAGCCAGGCUAAUUGUUUCUCCCUGUUUCCAGACUUUAUGCUAAACUAAGCUAACCAGCUGUCGGUUCAAUCUAAAAAUUUGCUGCACAGACAGGAGAUUGGUAUCAAUCUUUUCAUCUCACUCCCAGCAAGAAAGCGAAUAAGCACUUCCCAAACUAUUCCUGGAAGCUGACCGUGCUCUUGUUACCUUACUCGGAUUAGUUAUCAUGGCUGGUACAAAUAAACCUGCUGAUUUUCUAUAUUAUGAUGGUUUUAUAUAUUUGACCCUGGAUUAUAUGUGAGCUAAAUUGAGCACUUCUGCUCUCAAUAAUUGGAGAGGUAGCAUACUUUUUCAAAUAGACACCAAAUAUUGUUGGGGUUAUGCAACUGAUUGGGGUUGUGUAUAUCCUGAAACUUUGUCAGUGUGUAAAGGGCCGUGUAAACAACAACAACAGAAAAAAAAACCUUUGAACUUUUCACACCAGUUGUGUAAUGUGUGUCUUUGGACAGGUCUGUUGUGUUCUAACUGGCUGUGUCAGACUGAGGAGCUAGACGAGGCACAAACAAACUGUGGCCUUCUUAUCUAGCCUCAGGGUUCGAUUAUAUUUCAAUAAAAAAAAAAAAAAUUAAAGUAUUGUGACUUUA
Seriola aureovittata is the source of this 4543-nucleotide messenger RNA. It is a transcript of the gene mrasa, whose product is annotated as muscle RAS oncogene homolog a. The transcript is spliced from 6 exons. Bases 239 to 865 code for a protein of 208 amino acids. The record is from RefSeq and is a predicted model, not a curated record. Gene Ontology annotation, molecular function: GTP binding; GTPase activity; GDP binding. Gene Ontology annotation, biological process: signal transduction. Lineage: Eukaryota; Metazoa; Chordata; Actinopteri; Carangiformes; Carangidae. Gene Ontology annotation, cellular component: plasma membrane.